This is a messenger RNA of Penicillium canariense, 3393 nucleotides long. RefSeq lists its product as uncharacterized. The coding region runs from base 1 to 3393 and encodes 1130 amino acids. The record is from RefSeq and is a predicted model, not a curated record. Gene Ontology annotation, molecular function: protein binding; ATP binding; protein kinase activity. Gene Ontology annotation, cellular component: centrosome; nucleus; spindle pole. Gene Ontology annotation, biological process: regulation of cytokinesis; regulation of protein localization to mitotic spindle pole body; protein phosphorylation. The transcript is spliced from 3 exons. Lineage: Eukaryota; Fungi; Ascomycota; Eurotiomycetes; Eurotiales; Aspergillaceae.
AUGGAAGCUCUCUCACCUCGUACAACCAACCAGAUGAUCAAACCCAAGGCCCCCUUGGACCGGAAAAUGGGGGAUAAACAUGCCAUUGCCAGCGCCGCGCUAAAGUCUUCUUCAGCUUCAAAGAACCAUGCAGACCCACCCCCAUCAACAGUCACAGAGCCCGAGGAAGGUGCAGAACAAUACUCCAUCGGCGGAUUUCUGGGAAAGGGAGGGUUUGCAGUUUGUUACGAAGGGACACUGGCACGGAAUGGUCGCGUGUUUGCGAUGAAAGUCGUGAAGUCGCAAAUGCCACAGAAAAAGAUGGAAGAGAAGUUUCGAACGGAGCUUCAAAUCCAUUCGAAAAUGCGCCAUCCCUUCAUUGUCCAGUUUUAUCGCGCCUUCGCCUUCCAACAGAACACAUACGUGGUUCUCGAGCUAUGUCAGAAUGGCUCAGUGAUGGAUAUGGUUCGAAAAAGACGGUCUCUUACUCUCCCAGAAGUGAGACGGUUUAUGAUUCAGUUGUGCGCAGCAGUCAAGUACCUGCAUAAGCGAUUCGUCGCACACCGCGACUUGAAGAUGGGGAAUUUAUUUCUCGAUCACAACAUGAACCUAAAAGUCGGAGACUUUGGUCUUGCCGCAAUGAUUCUAUCUGACAAGGAUGCGAAACGACGAAACACUUUGUGCGGAACGCCUAACUAUAUUGCGCCCGAGGUUCUUGACAAGAGCAAGGGCGGCCAUACCCAGAAAGUCGAUAUUUGGUCAUUAGGCGUUAUAUGCUUUGCGAUGUUAACUGGAUAUCCACCCUUCCAAUCAAAAACACAAGAGGAAAUUUACAGGAAAGUCCGAAACCUGACCUACGUCUGGCCCAAAGAAUCAGAACACUCCAACUUCAUUCCUGAAGAGGCAAAGGACCUAGUCAGUGCCUGUUUGAACCUAAUUGAUGAAGAACGGCCCGACCCCGAUGAUAUUGUUGAGCACCCUUUCUUCAACAUGUACGACGGUUGUAUACCUCGUCAAUUAGACCCAGCAUGUCGAUUCAACAAGCCAAUUUGGCUCAAAGAUCAAUCCCCCCGCGGUGAUUCUAUGGUAAAGGGCUAUGGACUUGACUCGGAUGAGAAGCUUCGUGCCUACGUACAUCAAGUGGAUGACCCCAGUCAAAGGUAUCACUCAUGCAAGGCCGCGUUCUACUCUCUGUGUGGUGUCGGGCGGAAGCCUGAUGGAACAGCCCGAAAGUCUGUUGGCCGCAAUUGCUCGAAAUCGGCAUACUCGGAGUGCGAAACAGAGGACGCCAGAGGCCUUCGCCCCGUUGUGCCGCUAUCCAUGGAUUUUGUGUAUCGAUGGCCUCAUGAGAUUGAGGGUGAUUGGUGUCUGAUGGAGAGCUCUCGUAAAACGAUUCGCACAGAAGCGUCCGUUCUCGACAGCAGCACUUUAUCUCGGCGCAGCGUAUCGGUACGAACCAAUGCAGUUGCGACCACUCGAACAAAUGCUGCUCUUGUGGCUGCCCAGCAGCGGAGACUGGAGGGUCAGAAUCUCGCCGCGACCCUUCGACAGCCAGCUCGUCCGGGAAUAGCCUCCAUUCGAAAGGCACCAGGCGUAUCUGACUUUUCAGAGUCAGCCGCCGGGCCCUACCGCGACCCUAAGGAUUCCGAACCUACGCCUUCUUCCAUCACCGACGCAACCUCUGGCGGGCUAGCAGAGCGCCCAAUUCGCACGCGGAGAAUGGUGUCUGUUUCUAAUGCGCCCACUCUGCGCGAAGCUGUGGCUCCCCAAAUGGCCAAGUCAACUAGCAUGCCUUCUGGACUUACAAUUGGCAAAACUCGAUCCCAAUCUCGUAGAUUGGAAGCUGCCAACCAAGGACCGCAUCCCUCCAUUCACACUAGUGAUGUUAAAAUGUCCGCAGUGGCAGAACAGCGUCGCGCGAUCAGCCACCAAGCCUCUUUGCGGUCAGUGUCUCGUCCAGACCCGAGGAUCGCCGCUGAGCGAGUUGAACAAGCAAAGCACAGCCCAACUGAAACAGCCUUCCCCUCGAACCAGCACACCAGUUCCACGGCACCAGCUGGAAUUACUCGGACAGACAGCAAGUCAAACAAAGCUCGCUCUAGCCUUGGACUGAGCCCCAUCUUCCAUCAAGAUGACAUCUGCCAGGAUCUGCCCGGCACUUCAAUGACUGAUGUGAACACCAAUUUGCGCCUCAUGUUGGCGAACCUGGUCACCCAAGGGCCCACCCGGCGCCGGGUCGGCUCUAGAAAGCAACCCCACGCGUAUGUCAUCAAGUGGGUCGACUACACCAACCGAUACGGAAUUGGAUACGUCCUAGACGAUGGCAGCGUGGGAUGUGUUUUUAAGGGCGAGAACGGCCAGCCUGCGACGAGCGUGGUGGUUCGAGAUGGUGAGCGGCAUAUCCGCCGCAAGGCGCGUAGUGUCGAUACCCCCGAGGAAAAGGGUAUUCCUUACUCCGAGGCAAACCAACUUGUUCCUCGUGCUGGUGAGCCGGUAGAGUUUUACGAGAACCGCGAUGAUAAACUGCUUGGGUGCCGUGGCAUUCGACGAGCCUUUAUCGAUCCGUCCCUCUUCGAUGCCAGGAACUCGAAGGUGAUGAAGCUUCGUGCUAAUUCUGGAUCCGAAUCUGAGAGGUCAGACGCGGAGAAGAUAAAGCGUGUGAAGCUCGUUGAUCAGUUUGGCAAGUACAUGAUCGGGUCUCUUGGUCGCCAUGGCGAUGAGGGAAUCACCGAUGAUGCCCCUGCUCCGACAAGCGGUCAGUUCAUCAAAUUCUACCAGCGACUGGGUAAUGUUGGCAUCUGGGGCUUCGGUGACGGGGCUUUCCAAUUUAACUUCCCCGACCACACCAAACUCGUUAUCGCGCCCGGUCGCACUCGCAGCUCCUCUCCAUGGAUUGAUUUUUACCACCUCUCGCCGUCGGCAGCUCGGUAUUUCACCACCAAGGGCAAGAUGCACCCCUCGGGCUUUGAUACCCGUGCGGUUGCUUCAGAUGAAGCAGCUACCUUCCUCAGCAUCGCCAAUGGGGAGUCAAUCAACUCCGUCGAGGACCGUAUUCGCGAGAUUCUGGAUGCCAACUCGUUCUUGCAGAAGGUGAGCUUCAUCAAAGACGUCCUGAAAGGCUGGAUGACAUACGGACGUCUUGGCGGUCGCCCGUCUCCCGAUCGCUCCGCCUCCGCAGAUGAGUUGAUACCAUCCGAGAUGUUCUGGCAGGGCACCCAGGAUCGUUCAUCGGCCGGAAGCCACGGGAUGAAGUUUGUCUGGGUUACUGUCGGUGCACCGGAUGGCGAUGGCGCAUAUCGUUCGAUUAUGCUGAAAGACAGUUAUCAGGCGAAGUCCGACAAGCGGUCUGGGCUGGAUUAUGAUAAAGAGGUUGAUAUGCUCAAGGAGCGGCUACGAGUCAUGGGCCGCGAGUAA